Molecule: messenger RNA, 1968 nt
Organism: Psilocybe cubensis
Lineage: Eukaryota; Fungi; Basidiomycota; Agaricomycetes; Agaricales; Agrocybaceae
Exons: 12
Coding region: 1-1968 (655 amino acids)
Biological process (GO): transmembrane transport
Cellular component (GO): membrane
Molecular function (GO): transmembrane transporter activity
Source: RefSeq, a predicted model, not a curated record
AUGGCUUCGUUUAAUACCCCUCGCAAUUCUCUCUUCUGGACAAAUGCUCCUAUGGCCUCUGCAUACCUCGUUGACGACGAAAGUACCGAGCAAGAAGACCCAUUGGUGGGAGUCGACUAUGAUGGUCGGACGCCUCUCGAUAAAACCAUCGACAGGAUAGGGAUGGGUACAUACCAGUGGACGCUGUUAUCGCUGUGCGGUUUCGGCUGGAUGGCAGAUAAUAUGUGGAUACAGGCUAUCGCUAUCAUUCUGCCACGAAUACAGCAGCACUAUUCAGUGCCCGACAGUUACAUCGGUGCCGUCUCUUCUUCUAUGUUUGCUGGGAUGAUGUUGGGAGCUAUUGGUUGGGGUACAUGUUCGGACAUACUUGGACGAAGUGCUGCAUUCAAUGGGACUCUGUUCUUCACUGCCAUCUUCGGCUUGAUGGCUUCAUUUGCCAAUUCUUUCUGUACCCUAUGUAUUUCCCUAUUCUUCCUUGGGAGCGCAGUUGGGGGUUCUAUGCCUACAGACGGCACACUCCUGCUCGAGCACAUGCCCAAAGAAAAGCAGUACCUCGUUACAGCACUUUCAAUCUUCUUCUCCUUUGGCGCCGUUCUUUCGGCAGCCGUUUCCCUUUUCGUACUCCCCAAUAACUCUUGUACUGGCAUCCCUUGUGACGUUGACACACAAAAUCGAGGAUGGAAAUACCUACUUAUCACCCUCGGACUGAUUACCCUAUGUAUGUUUGUUGCGCGCAUGGUUCUCUUUCGACUCCAUGAAUCGCCUCGCUUUCUGGUGCACGCAGGACGGCCCCAGGACGCAAUUAGAUCUCUUCAACUCAUAUCCAAGUUCAAUGGGUCAAGCUUGUCUAUUGAACUAGAAGAUGUCCGAGAUCACCUCCACGAAUCGGAAACGCUGGAAAUCGACCCUGAAUCACAGAAGGGACAGGGACGCGCUCGCGCGACAUCACGAACCAUUUUCGACGCAAGUAUCAUUGAGGACGGCCCCGUUUCUAGUUCCCCACCACGACCCUCAAGUAUUGAUAGUAACGGAUCAGCGUCGCGGCCUGCGCUGAUCACAGCCUACUCCGCUACAGGCGAAAACACUCAGAAGUUAGACUCGCACACUUUCAUGACGCCUGUUGCUGAAGACUUUCCGAUUCUCCCAUCUCCUGUUUCGUCCGAGCCGGCUAGGAAAGAUGCGCCGACAACAGCCAUCAGCGAGCACAUCGAACAUGUUGCUCCCGUUCGGAGACGCCGCCUUUCUAAUGCUUCACGUCGAUCGUCGGUUUACGAAGAAAAAGUGUGUCGGAGCCUCCCUCGCUGGCUGAGGAGACCACUUUGGGCAUGGUGGGAUCGUACCAAAAUGGUGCUGGCACCAGAAUGGCUUCGGACUACUAUCCUUGUCUGGACAGCAUGGUGCGCCAUGUCCCUCGCGUAUACCAUGUUCAAUGUCUAUCUCCCAAAAUUGCUCGAAACACGGUCAGGAAGUACGGAAGAAUCCCAGACUCUAGAAGGAAGCUUGUGGGAUGUAAUGAUUUUCACCAUCGGUGGUUGUCCUGGCGCUCUUCUAGGAGCGUUUCUAAUUGAAUCGAGCUUGGGAAGGAGAUGGUCACUAGCAGGGAGUACUUUUGUCACUGCAUUCUUUUGCAUUCUGUUUGUCCUUGUGAAGGCAACUUGGGCCGUAAGACUGAGCACUGUCGGCAUCAGUCUGAGCGCAACAGCUAUGUGGGCCGUGCUUUAUGGUUGGACGCCAGAAAUAUUUGGGACCAAGGUGCGAGGGACAGCCUGCGGUAUUGCAUCGGCCCUGUCCCGAAUCGGGGGCAUGAUAGCACCCAUGCUUGGCGGGAUACUUUUGAUGAUGGAUCGGUCUGUCCCUGUAUACACCAGCGUCGUGAUUUUUGCCAUUGCUGGAUUUUCUGUACUUUUAUUGCGAGAAGGAGAAGGGGACAGCUCCAGAGGGAAGUCAGGGAGGGCGCUGAUCCACUAG